Messenger RNA from Mugil cephalus (flathead mullet), 6621 nucleotides. RefSeq names its product LON peptidase N-terminal domain and RING finger protein 3-like. The record is from RefSeq and is a predicted model, not a curated record. Gene Ontology annotation, biological process: protein ubiquitination. The transcript is spliced from 12 exons. Bases 104 to 2380 code for a protein of 758 amino acids. NCBI's taxonomy places the organism in Eukaryota, Metazoa, Chordata, Actinopteri, Mugiliformes, Mugilidae. Gene Ontology annotation, molecular function: ubiquitin-protein transferase activity; protein binding.
AAUAUCGCCACUUCCCGGACUGGACUGUGCACAUGAGGUGAUAUUAGUCUCAGCUGAGGACGUGAAUGGCAUCCGGGCCAGAGACGAGACAUGUUCCACACAGAUGAGACCACUGAUGACUCCCAUCCCUCGGCUCUGUAUGGACACGGAGAGUGAGAGCAUGCUGCAUCUGGCAGCGGAGGCUUUCCAGUCGAAAAACUUCGACCUGGCUGCGGAUAUCUACGAGUGCCAGCUGGCGUGCCUCGGAGAUCCGGGGAGCCGCCAGGAGCUGAUGGUGAAGCGGGCCGACGCGCUCGCGUUCGGCGGCAAAUUCACGGAAGCUUUCGACGUGUACCGGCAAGCCUCGGAGAUAGAGAGACUGAGACCCGUUCACCUGGCCAACCUCAUAGGGUACCUGUCUGGUAGCAUCGGAAGGCGAGACGGGGGAGAGAGGCAGCGCAGCGGCAGCGGCAGCGGCGGCGGCUGCGGCGGCGGCACCAGCCCGAGGAGAGGGGAGGACGCAGGGGCCGGGGCCGCGGCUGAGGCGGCUCUGUGCCCCGGCGUGUGCGCCACGGGCUGCGGGUCGGAGGACGACUUCUCCUGCCGGAUAUGCCUGAGCUUUCUGUUCGAGCCCGUGACCCUGCCGUGCGGCCACUGCUUUUGCAAGAAGUGUCUGGAGCGGGAGAGGAAGGAGAAAGGGCGCACGGUGGUGUGCAGGGAGUGCGGGGACAGCUCCAGGGUGGCCGACGUCCAGAGCUACAGGGUGAACGUGGUCCUCAGCAACCUGCUGGCCAAGUGGUUCCCCAGCCUGUACCAGGCCGGCCGGCUGAGGCGAGAGGGCAACGGGCUGUACGCAGAGAGGAGGAUGGAGGCUGCUCUGGAGAAAUACAACCAAGCCAUACAGAUAGCACCGAUGGACCACAUACUGUUCAGCAACCGCUCCCAGAUCCACUCCAGUCUGAAACAGUACGAAAAGGCUCUGAGAGACGCUGAGGUGGCCUGCAGACUCAUGCCGCACUGGUCCAAGGGUCAUUUCCGUAAGGCCCAGGCCCUGGUGUCGCUGGGCAGGACGGAAGAGGCUCUGAGGGAGUACCUGGUCUGCCUGUCCAUUGAGCCGGACUGCAGACUGGCUCAGACUGAGGCUCACAAGCUCCUCAGUGAUCUCCUGGGUCCUGUCACAGAUCAGGUCCCUGAACACAUCUCAGACUACUCCAGCAUACUGUCUUCCAGAGCACACAUCAAAAACAGCAUCAGCGCUGCCUUCCAGAGCCUCCUCCCCGGCUUGUUUUCUUCAGAGUGCAGUCUCGCCUCCAUUCUCCCUCCACCUGAGAACUCGGAGGGGAGUCAGGGAAGGCCGCAAAUCCUCGACCACUGCUUACUCCUCAAGCGGAAACGAAGGAGCACGGAAGAAGAGGUGGAGGGCGGACUUUUGGAGGGGAGUCACAAGAGAUCCAAGCCUGAGCCUGAUUCUUCGAGCGCUGCUGUUGACAACCUCCUGGAUCCGUCAGAUCUGGAGUGCUCUCUGUGUAUGAGACUCUUCUACGAGCCGGUGACCACGCCGUGCGGCCACACUUUCUGUCUUCGGUGUCUGGAGAGAUGUCUGGACCACAACCCCAAGUGUCCACUCUGUAAAGAAGAGCUGUCAGAGUACCUGGUCCAGAGGCAGUACUGUAAGACAGUAUUUAUGGAGAACCUGAUAUCGAAGUAUCUUCCCUCUGAGCUCAUGGAAAGACAGAAGAUCCACCAGGAUGAAAUGGCCGAGCUCUCCAACCUCAACAAGAAUGUGCCUAUAUUCGUGUGCACCAUGGCCUUCCCCACUGUGCCGUGCCCCCUCCAUAUCUUCGAGCCCUGCUACAGGCUGAUGAUACGCCGGUGCAUGGAGACGGGAACCAACUGCUUUGGCAUGUGUCUCGGAGACAACCUCAAAGGAUUCGCUGACUACGGCUGUCUGCUGGAGAUCCGCGACGUCAAGUUCUUCUCCGACGGCCGCUCGGUGGUGGACACGAUCGGCAGACGGAGGUUUAAAGUCAUUCAGCACAGCGAGAGGGACGGGUACAACACGGCUGAUAUAGAAUACCUGGAAGACGUUAAGGUGGAAGGUGCAGCAGAGCAGGAGCUGCAGUCUCUGCACGACACCGUGUACGACCAAGCCCUGGUUUGGGUCAACUCCCUGAAAGCUGAGCAGAAGGAACGCAUUGAAGGACACUUUGGACCCAUGCCUGAGAAAGACUCUGAACUCCAGGCCAGUCCUAACGGUCCCUCAUGGUGUUGGUGGUUGCUAGCCGUUCUUCCUUUAGAGGGCCGGGCCCAGCUCCCGUUCCUGGCCCUCACCUCUCUGAAAGAUCGUCUCAGCGGCAUCCGCAAAGUGCUGCUCUUCAUGGCGCAGAACAGGCACCGGUGAUGUAGAGAUCCCAGUACCCAGCUUUUCCUGCUCUCACUCCACUCCACUCCAGAGCAGCAGUUGACCUGUUGUUCUCACUUCUGAUGCACAAGGAACGGAUGUCGUCGCAGCUUUAGCUGUUGUAGCAUCGAUCUCAUCCGCACGCUGACAGCAAACAAAGAAAAUGUAGAUCUGGUGAAACAGAUAACUUCCAUUCAUCACGUUGUCGCCACAGUGGACAGGAAGAGCAAACCGCCCUGACCUGCACACUGAAGCUGCAACCAGAUAGGAGAAGAAUCCCAUAAAUUGUCAUGGCAAUUUAGAAGUGUGUCUAGAUGUGGGUUUUGAAGCGAAUCAUUAUGCUCCGUUACAACGUUGUAUGUCACUGUAAUAAUGCUAAUACGCACAGGAUUUAAUGGUUUUUUUUUUUGUUUUUGUUUUGUCUAGCUUUUGUGCAGCAGUGAGCUGUGUCUAAAAUGUCUUCAAACUUCAGAAAAUCUAAAAACAGUUUGCAUUAUUAAAAAAAAAAAAAGUGAGCUUCCUGUCUGAAAAAGCUUAAAAGCAAAAGUUCAGAAGCGUACAUGGUAACUGCCAUUAAUUCAACUAAUACUGCGUGUCUUUAAAUGUGCAUAUAAAUCCUUCAAGAGACCAAACAAUAAAUCUGCCUUUGUGGGUAAAUGCACUCAGUAAUGUUGAUUGAAUAAUAAUAACAAGAAGAAUUGUAAGGAUUAAAUGUGCAUUUUUCAUCCGUUGAUUGAAAACCCAUUUAUAGAUAAAGUUCCCACCUGAAUUGUAUGUUGCAAUAAUUAGUUUGGACAUCCAUCCUGUCUUCCUUCCUUCCUUCCUUCCUUCCUUCCUUCCUUAGCUUCCAACCCAAUUAACAGUGGACUGAACCUUUAUACUGGCGUGCUCUUAGGCUCUUUUGUGUGUUUUAUUAUUCAACCAUUUCUUAUGUUCUGGAUUUUUUUUUCUUUUUUUUGUUCAAAUUUAUUUAUUUAGUCAUUAUUUAUGCAUGCAGUGACAUUGUUUACAUUUAACAGAGAGAGAGGGAGAGAGAUGCUGAGCUGCUCACGGUCCAAAGGCUUUUUUUUUUUGUUGUUGUUUUUUUUAAUUUAUUUAUCGUCACUUUACAUCUAACCCCAUUUCUGAGUUGAUGUCUCUCCCUAAUGCCAUCCAAUACACAUGAAGAUAAUAUGGCUACUCCCUGACCUUUUAUUUAUAGAUCACCAGUGACCCAAAUCUGUGUAUUAUUUCUCCCGGCCUGUCAUAAUUAAAGCUAUGCUGACUUUCUUAUUUAAGCCGUCAGCAGCCUCUCUCAGAUUAUCAGCAGCAGGCUCAUUCCCGGCAACAUUAUGUGUAUUUAUUGGUUAUUUAUUCUGACUUAUUUUGCACUUUUGCUUUUGUUAAGGGAAAUAAAGAGUGCAGACAGGCCUCGGGAUGCUGCUGUCAGAGUAACAAAGUACUUGGAUCACCACAGAAUGAAGCUAAAUCCUCUGGUGGUUUGAAUUACGACGGUGAACGCUCCUGCAAAACAUUCAUUUGAGAGUGUCAGAUCUGCGCUAUGAGUAAAGGCCAGUGCCUUCUGUCCACGCACAAGCAUUGCGUUGGUCUAUUUACAUACCUUUAAGCUUCACCUAUCCCCCACUUUUGUUUUGUGGAAAAUCAUUCAUUCAAACCCAUUUUUUUUUCACGACAGCAUAAACAAAAACCAGAGGAUGUUUUUAAGAAAAAUAGGUUGGAAAGGAAAAAAAAAAAAAAAAAAAAAUGUUGAGGCCUUGCUGAUGUCUGUGAGGUGACAGUUUUUACGUGGCAUAAGCUGAAAAAUAUUUCUGAGCUUUGCCUUUACAAAAAAUCUUUUAUUUUAUAUUCACUUGUUUGAUUUUACAUGUUUCUAUGUGAAUCAGGUUUUUGGUAUUUUAUGAUUUUCUUCUCUUGCUGGUGUAUUUUGUCUCUCCUUAUCUCAUCAGUGAUAGCAAGGGGAAGUGUCGUUUCAUACACGUUUUGUAAAGGGCCAAAAGCGACGUAAUGCCGAAAAGUCGGGUACUGACAAUAAUUUGUUAUUGAUUGAUUCAUAUUUCGCGUUGUUCAUUGCGGAGUCAAACAAUAAUACCAUGUGAUUCAGAUACGGCAUUAUAAUCUGUUGUGUAAUGACCCAAAUGUUCUUUCAUAUUAAAUAUUGACCCCAGUUCACCAAAUGGAACUUGCUUAAAGGUUAUGACGAGGUAGCUCUAGCUGGAACAGGAAAAGGGAAUAGCCAUUCGUCACGUAAUCGCACAUUCAUAUCACGAUUCUAAAAUUACUUCCUAAUCUAUGUGAAGAAGUUACAGUAAAGGGAAAGAGUGACUUAAAAAGAAAGCAUAUAUGGUAUUCCUAUUGUUUUUCUUUUCUUUUCUUUUCUUUUUUUUGCUAUGUGUAAAAUCUUCAGAUUAAACAGUAAUAGCACCAGUGUUUUAACAGAACCCCCCCCCCAAACAAACUCCAACAUGGGCUUUGGUUUAAAACUGAUAUCUGUGAAUUUGUGACAGCAUUUGUAGUGCCUUAAGUUGGACUUUUUCCAGUUUCACUUCAAUUACCGCUGUGGUAAUGAUAUAUCCCACCCUGAACUGUUAGCUAGCUGUAUCACCCCCAACAACAUCUGUGUGUCAACAACUAUUGGUUUUUAACAUUUAAUAUGUUUAGGUGUUGCUGUUAUUUUUAUUUCAUCAUUUAAAAAUGUUUAAAUCCAACAAAACUUCCAAAACAGCAUCAACCUUUUUGGGGAAAUCUACCUAUUUGCGCUAAUGCUAACUACGACGCUAACUGUUAGCCUAGCAGCAAGUUAAAACCACAACUUGUAAUUUUCCCACAUUGUGUUUCACUUAAACAAUUUUAAAUAAAACAAGCUUUAAAAGUGAGGGUGAGGUAGUUUUGUUUUUUUAAUCAUGGCAGAGCCAGGCUAGGCGAAUCUAAGCUAACCUGCUGCGGCAUGUAGCUUCAUAUUUAGCGCAUGAAAACGAAAGCUUCUCACCGGAAUCAUGGAUAGAAAGUAUAUGAUGUUUAAUAUAUAAAAUAUGUAUAUUUAAUAUACAUUUUCCAAGAACACGUAAAAGAUGUUAAUUGGUGCAAUCGUGUAACUAAAACAAGCAACUCGGAUAUUAAUAAUAAUAUUUCUCAAAUUAAUACAGAAUCUUUGUCCUUUUUAAAGUAAAGUUAGAUUCCAGCUUGACCCUGUUGGGUUUUGCUAAACAGCCCAGAUUGUAAGCUAUGAUACAUAUGACUACGGCGGCAUUUGUCUCGACAUAUUGAAUCCUUAAAGGUCAGGAUGGGAAACAUGGUAUCACUUAACAUAUUGUAGCACUCUGGGCUCAUAAAUGUGGUCAUGACCACAAACAAACUGGCUCAUACCACCCAUCACUGUCUCACCACUACAAACAACAAUGUAGAUGUAGAGGAAACGGGAUCUUUUGGAUGCGAAGGUCAUCCAUCUAUGCAAUAACGACCACUGACAUCAUCUUCACCUUUAAGAAUUCAAUCGCUGACCUCCGGAGGAAGCGUUGCUACCUCUGGCAGCCUGUUCAAGCACUUCCAGAAAUACUAAGCUUCCUUUUCCUUGUUCUGUUCAGUUUGCAUCCUUGUUAUAUCCGCAUGGUGUAAUUUGAAAGUCUAAACAAUGUUUUAUCGUCAGAGUCUCAUCAGUAUUUUUUCCAUUUUGCAAUUUGUGCCCAUUUUGCUUGUGAGGAGUUCUGUCAAUGUGAAUUAUCUGAAGGAGCACUUAAUCGAACUAACCCCAUAAAGCCGAGCAGCUUCUUUGGAAAAAUCAGUGACAUUUUGAAGUAAUCUAAUAGAAGCGCAUCUUACAGCGGUCGUCUGGGGGAACAUAUGAUGCUCAGCGGUGUGUUCAGGGACAAUGACGGUAGAAUUUUAUUUAUAGUUUUACUCAGACUUCUAGAAACGUUCAUGUCUGAAAACAAAUCACCAAGCGCUCCUGACGUUUUCAGAUAUUUGUUACUACGUAGCCUGCUUCUGUCAAACAUUUGUUAACCUCUCCUUCAAUACUCCAUGGCCUCUAAAUGUGUCCAGGAAAAUUCGCACAAGAUGAAUGUACGUGUGUGUCUUGACAUCUCUUUUAUGUUUUCUGUUCAUGUCUUAUUUUUUUUUUUUUUUAUAGUAAAACUUUAGUAUGUAUUCAUUUUUAAAAGUACCGUUUGAAAUUACAACUUGUGAAUAAACCAAAAGGUUUGCGUUCUUGAUCCCGUUUGGGAUUCGGAACAAACUGGAGUGGA